GACCUAAUCGGAGGCAGAGAUCAUCAAAACGGGAGCGAGAAAAAGAAGAGAAUGGGAAAGAAGAAGAAGAGGACGUCAUCAAAGGUGUGGUGCUACUACUGUGACAGGGAGUUCGAGGAUGAGAAGAUACUCGUGCAGCACCAGAAGGCCAAGCACUUCAAGUGCCAUGUCUGCCACAAGAAACUCUCCACCGCCGGUGGCAUGAUCAUCCACGUUCUCCAGGUCCACAAGGAGUCCGUCACCAAAGUCCCUAAUGCAAAACCUAGUAGAGAGUCCACAGAUAUUGAAAUAUAUGGAAUGCAAGGAAUCCCUCCUGAUGUCUUGGCUGCUCACUAUGGAGAGGAAGAAGGCGACGCUCCAUCAAAAGUGGCUAAAGUGGAUAUCCCAUCUACCUCACGUGGAGGCGUAGUGUUAGGAUCAUCGGGCAUUGGAUAUCCUCAACCUACUUUGAGCACAAUGCAGCCAAUGGGUGUUGGUUAUAGUUAUAACUCUGCAGUACCAGUGCCUCCUGCUGCUUGGGCAGUUCGUCCUCGUCCCCAGCCUUGGUACCAACAGUAUCCUGCAGUUUCAGUUCCUCCUCCUCCCCCAUUGGGUUAUGCACAACAGCCAUUGUUUCCUGUGCAGAACAUGAGGCCACCUUUACCAUCAACCACAUCACCUGUGCUACAGCCUUCACAGAUUAAUCCUCCAGGACUGCCCAUAUUCAAUCCUGCCCCUGUAUCACAACCAUUGUUUCCUAUUGUUGGGAACAACAAUAUGGCUACUCAGAGUUCACCCUUUUCUGCUCCCACGCUUUCGACAAGUAUUCUAUCAAGCUCUCCAACAGAAGUUAAAGGCUCAAUUGACGCACAUUCAGGUGCUAACACUUCCGUGACAAGCAAUUACCAAGCACUAAGCAUUCCAGGCGGGCCAUUGAUCAAUUCACAUUCUUAUGCAUCUGGUCCAAAUACUGCUGGUCCUUCAAUUGGACCACCCCCAGUAAUUGCAAACAAAGCUCCUGCUACACAGCCAGCCACUAAUGAGGUCUAUCUAGUUUGGGAUGACGAGGCAAUGUCCAUGGAGGAAAGAAGAAUGUCCUUAAUGAAGUAUCAGGUGCAUGAUGAAACUAGCCAGAUGAGCUCUAUUGAUGCAGCCAUAGACAAAAGAAUAUUGGAGAGCAGGCUAGCUGGUCGAAUGGCCUUUUAAAAAUCAAAUGGAUGAAAUGUUUCUGUCAAUGCAUUGUGCCUAAAACAUUGUCGGCAGUCAUUUUAACAGCAAGGCAAUGCCUUGAUCUUGGUUCUCACCGACGUCUUGUAAUUGGCCACUCAAAAUUUAUUCGUGUCUUGUAUUCUUAGCAA
Messenger RNA from Juglans microcarpa x Juglans regia, 1337 nucleotides. RefSeq names its product protein SUPPRESSOR OF FRI 4-like. The record is from RefSeq and is a predicted model, not a curated record. The transcript has 7 exons. NCBI's taxonomy places the organism in Eukaryota, Viridiplantae, Streptophyta, Magnoliopsida, Fagales, Juglandaceae. The coding region runs from base 52 to 1185 and encodes 377 amino acids. Gene Ontology annotation, molecular function: DNA binding. Gene Ontology annotation, cellular component: nucleus.